Molecule: messenger RNA, 3947 nt
Organism: Spea bombifrons (plains spadefoot toad)
Lineage: Eukaryota; Metazoa; Chordata; Amphibia; Anura; Pelobatidae
Gene: WAPL
Product: WAPL cohesin release factor
Exons: 20
Coding region: 258-3881 (1207 amino acids)
Biological process (GO): regulation of chromosome condensation
Source: RefSeq, a predicted model, not a curated record
AGGGAUGUUCCCGGGCCCUGUUUAAAUAAUAACAGCCGGGGCGGGGGGUUUCUAUCUGUUAAUUUAUUUUAUUUAUUUCCAACCGCUUUUCUUUUGUUUUUGUUUUUUUGUGUGCCGGUAAUUACCGUGCCCUUACGGGCUGGGAGCCGAAGACCGAGGCCCCUUGCUGGAGAAACCGGGGGGCUGCGGUGGAGAGGAGGCCGGGCUCUGCCAGGAGUCGAGGGGAUUAGAACGUGGAAUAUGAGACAGAUCUCAACAUGACGUCCAGAUUUGGCAAAACCUACAGCCGCAAAGGAGGGAACGGCAGCUCCAAGUUCGACGAGGUCUUUUCCAAUAAGAGAACCACUCUCAGCACGAAAUGGGGCGAGACCACGUUCAUGGCCAAGCUCGGGCAGAAGAGGCCCAACCACAAGCCCGACGUCGCCGAGCUCCCCAAGAAGCCCAAAGUGGACGACGACAUCCACGAGGACCCCUUCGGCUUCGACAGCGACGAGGACUCCUUGCCCAUAUCCUCGAAGAACGUCCCGCAGGCCAAGAGCGCCGCGCCCCAGCCCCCCGAGACCGACCGCUCGCUGCUCGAAGCCAACAAUAAAAUCGCCACGUCGGAGAACCCGCCGGCAUGCCGAUUAACCGCGCCCGACGGCGCCGCGCAUGGACUGAAGGAGAAGAACACAAACAAAAUUGUUGAGGAGGGCAAGGCUCGCCACGGGUCGCCGAAGAAGAACUUCGCAGGUCACCUAAAGAAUUUUACCGAAGAGAGAAACAGUUUCUCCGUCCCAAAGAACGCCGACAGCGACGUCAACAAAUCCGAAGAGACGCUAUUUGGUUUGCCCGCGAAGAACGACCACGGCGGCAGGAAACCGGCGGAGACGCUGAUCUCCAGCUUCGCCCCGGACUCCGACUGGGAUCUGCUGGUCGGCAGGGGGUCGGACUCCCCGUCGCCGAGAGACCCCAAAAAAGAGACUCUGAAAACGGUGCUCUACGACUGGGAGGAGGUGACCGCCGAAGGCUCGGAGACGUCGCCUCUUCAUUCGGAGGAGAACAGCCUCUCCGAGUUCAAGAACGAAGAAGAAAAGGCCGACGGGCCGGAGGAGCAGCUGUCGGAAGAAGCCGCCCAGGGCGCCGUUAAGCUCGGGAACUGCAGGACGUACUGCAGGUCUAACAAAUCCAAGCAGCCCCCGGGGUCGGCAAACUUUGAUAAAAUCCUAGAUGGCUCCAAGUCCAACAGCGCGGCGGAAAAGCCAAACCCGGCCACCAAAGCGUCGAGCGCUGGAAGCAGAGCCCCGGGGAGGACUAGAGACUACACGGUCCUUCACCCGUCCUGCUUAUCCGUGUGCAACGUUACCAUCCAGGACAGCAUGGACCGCAGCAUCGACGAGUUCGCUCCCACCACGCCCGCCACGGACCUGGGCGAAGCGGGGCGCCUCCGCAAGAAAGCCGACGUGGCGACGACCAAGGCGGCGGCGACCAGGUUUCGCCCCGGCAACGUCAAGUCCAAGAAGGACGCCAAGCUGGAGUUCUUCGGCUUCGACGACCAGGACGACGGCGGCGGCGAGGAGGGCGGCUCGCGGUCCGCCGGCCAGUCCAACUACCGCAUCAAGUACUUCGGCUUCGACGACCUGAGCGAGAGCGACGACGACGACGACGAGGCCGACUGGCCCGCCCGGGAAAAAAAAACGAAAAAGAAAUCCAAGAUGGCCGCCGUGCCGUCUCCUCCGUCGCCGCAGAGCUCGGGGGCCGCCGAAAGCCUACCAGACAGCCAGUCCGCGAAUAAUUCAGAUCUGAUGGAAGAUCCGUACGCUGCUCCCGAAGUCUUCAAAAAGCCCGCCAGCAAGCAAGGGGAGAAGACGAAAGAUGGCGCCCGCAAGAUUUUCAGCGGCCCCAAAAGGAACGCGGGCGAGUCUCAAACGUCGGCAAAGGAGCGUUUUACCUAUAAAAGACACUUUUCUUUGUGUAAGACCAAGUCUCCCACGAAAGCAGUGUAUAACGCGAGGCACUGGAACCAGCCCGAGUCGGAGGAGCUCCCCGCCGGCCCCCCGCAGAAAGCACAGACGGCACCGGCGAAGCCCGCGGAGACGCCCAGCUCCAAGGACGACGGGCUGUUCAAGGCGCCGGCCCCACCGCCCCGAGUCAUAAAGACCGUCACCAUCCCUACGCAGCCCUAUCAGGACAUAGUGACUACACUGAAAUGCCGGAAGGAACACAAGGAACUUUACACCGUGGUGCAGCACGUGAAGCACUUCAACGACGUGGUGGAGUUCGGGGAGAAUCAGGAGUUCACCGAUGACAUCGAGUACCUGCUGAGCGGACUCAAGAGCAGCCAGCCCAUAAACACACGUUGCCUUAGUGUCAUAAGCUUGGCCACGAAGUGCGCCAUGCCCAGUUUCCGGAUGCACCUGAGAGCGCACGGCAUGGUAGCCAUGGUCUUCAAAACACUGGAUGACAGCCAGCAUCACCAGAACCUUGCUCUGUGCACCGCGGCGUUGAUGUACAUCCUGAGCCGGGAUCGCCUGAACAUGGACCUGGACAGGGCCAGCCUGGACCUCAUGAUCCGGCUCCUGGAGAUGGAGCAGGAUCCCAACGCCAGGCUGAUGAACGAGAAGGAAAUGAACAAGAUAAAAGAGAAGAUCCGGAAGCUCUGCGAGACCGUUCACAACAAGCACUUGGAUCUGGAGAACAUAACGGCCGGCCAUUUAGCGAUGGAAACAUUGCUAUCCCUCACUUCAAAGCGAGCAGGCGAUUGGUUCAAGGAGGAGCUCAGGCUUUUGGGGGGCCUUGACCACAUCGUGGACAAAGUGAAAGAGUGCGUCAAUCACCUGGACAGCGAUGAGAACGAGGAAAAACUAGUGGCUUCUCUGUGGGGAGCGGAGCGGUGUCUACGGGUCCUGGAGAGCGUUACGGUGCAUAACCCGGAGAAUCAGAGUUACUUAAUCGCUUACAAGGAUUCUCAGCUUAUAGUGUCUUCAGCAAAAGCCCUGCGGCACUGCGAAGAGUUAAUCCAGCAAUACAACAGAGCCGAGGACAGCAUCUGCAUUCCAGACGCCAAGUCGUCCUCCCACCGGCACGUGUCCUGCCACGUGGGCAAAGCGGUGGAGGACUGCAUGCGCGCCAUCAUCGGGGUGCUGCUCAAUCUAACCAAUGACAACGAGUGGGGCAGCACCAAAACUGGCGAGCAAGACAAUCUUAUAAGCACUGCACUGAACUGCGUCCUCCAGGUUCCAAAGUACCUACCUCAGGAGCAGAGAUUCGAUAUUAGAGUUCUGGGCUUGGGCUUGCUGAUCAAUCUGGUGGAGUACAGCGCGCGCAACAGGCACUGCCUCGUGAACAUGGAGACGACAACUCCCUACGACUCCUUCUGCGGAGAAAACGAGGAGCGCAAAGCUGAAGCCAGGCAGCUCGAUGCCGUGGAGGCGCUGGUGCAGCUGUUCUUGGAGCGGGAACGGGCGGCCCAGGUAGCGGAAAGUCAGACGGACGAGCUCAUCAAGGAGGUGCCCACCGCGCAGCACGACAAGAGCGGCGAAUGGCAGGAGUCGGGAGGAGAGAUCCAGUGGGUCACCGCCGAGAAGGGCCCGAACACCGAGGAGCCGGAAAAGAAGGAAGAAGAAGACGAGGAGCUCGAUCUGAAUAAAGCUCUUCAGCAUGCUGGAAAGCACAUGGAAGAUUGCAUUGUCGCCUCCUACACAGCUUUACUUCUGGGAUGUCUCUGCCAAGAGAGUCCGAUCAAUGUGACUACUGUACGAAACACGCUGCCCGACGGAGAUUUCACCAUAAUGACCGAGAUGCUGAAGAAGUUCCUCAGCUUCAUGAACCUUACGUGUGCAGUCGGAACGACAGGCCAGAAGUCCAUCUCUCGAGUCAUCGACUAUUUAGAGCACUGCUAGUUUUCACGUUUCAUCCGCAGGCCCACGUUAAUGCUGGAUUUAUUGCCCCCGACCCACCGCCCCCCC